CUCGCGGUCGAGAACAUUGAAGUUGGAUGCGGUGCUCGCUGGAUUUCGUGCCAGGGCGUCGAUCACCGCCGCCCCGUGAGUAUGAUCACGAGCUAAAUUGCAGCAAUUCGGUUCUUCUGUCCUUAUCAUGCGAUACCUGGCCUCCACGGUAGUCUGUCGUUCUUUACGCCGCGGAAUUCUAUUUUGUGUCGCCCUUCUUCUGCGCGUUUUUCUCCGUUCUUGCUUUUGUAGGGCGAAUUUUACUAAUUUUGUGAGGAGUUUGCGCUUUUUCCUUCCGAGUUUGAGUCUGGCGUCUUGCGUCCCUUCAGUUUGAGGUUUCUCGGCGCUGAGUUGCAGAGCGCGGAUUUUCUUCGUCAUCGGUUUUAUGGAUUUUUGUCCUUUUUCGUCAUUUUCGUUCGUAUAAUUAAGGAUUCUUUCAGCUUUCUGCAGUUUUUUUUUUCUCUGUUGUUGACGGUUGUGUUUCGAAGAAGGCGGAAGCGUCCAUUUUAUACGUGUAUUUUCUGACCUUCAUCUUGUGGGUGGAUUUCUUCCUUUUUAUUGUGCCUCCCGUUUCGAAAUUUUGUUGUGGGAGUUGAAUUUGUGGCCGCAAGUGUCGGUUUUGUGUCAGGGAGAGUCGCCUUAUCGGAGUUCUUCUAGUGCUUGGGUGGCGUCAAUUCUCAGCUUUCUUUAGUGUGAACCGGUGUGGAGGAUUCAAAGUCAGUAUCUGUGCGUGAAUUGCAUAGGAGACUUCGAUAGAUUGUAUUCAGUGCAUGCCAUGAAUUGGAUUCGGAACGCUCGUAUUCCUCGAGCGCGCAGCGCUCUCUGCUGGCGGAAGGGUGCCUGGUCUUCGAACUCACUGAAUAGUUAUCCUCGCUCGGUGGGUAAAGAGUACAUCGGAGGAACGAGUUGUAGAUCAGAUAUGGAAAUUGCAGUUGCGCCUGGAGUUAACAUUUGUCAAAUAUUUUCCGGAGGAAGUUUGGGAGCAAGUCAUGAACCUGCAAGAAGUCGAGCGAAUGUUUCCAUUCGACCUGUUGCUUCAUCGACAAAGUACAGCUCGUGUGCGCGAGGACCAGUACGCAUGUCAUGGAGAUCUCCACGAUCUCAAGUUGUAACCAUGAAGGUCCUUUUUUCGAAUUUGUCUACCACUGAGUCGGAGAAUUUUCCAUCCAGUUUGUUGGAUAAAGUGAAGAUGAGAUUAGGUUUCAAGGAGAAGGUUGAAACGCCUGUCACGAAGGAGGAAGUAGAUGAAAAAGUCCGUGAAGACAAUGAGAUGAAUCAGGAGAUUGGAGGUAAGCUAGAAAGAGAAGUUGCCAGAACUAGGUCGGCGACUCUGGAGAGAGAAAAGGAGGAUGACGAAAUUGCGUCACUAGAGAGGGAUGAAGUACAUCCAGAAGUGGUAUGGGGACAACAGGAGAAAGAUAAGAAGGCAGAAGAAGAAAAGAAGCCAGUGUUGACAAGUCCUGGCUUCAGCUUUUCAGCAGCCGGUCUCUUGUUUCCGUAUCACCUGGGAGUGUGCCAAUGUUUGAUGGAAAAUGGCCACCUGACGGACACUACUCCACUGGCCGGAUCAUCAGCUGGGGCACUUGUUUGCGCCGUUGUAGCCGGUGGUGUGUCAAUGUCGGAUGCUAUGCUUGCAACCAAAGAACUUUCUAAAGAUUGUCGGGAGAACGGAACAGCUUUCAGACUAGGCUCUGUGUUGAGAGUAUUUUUGGAGAACUUCUUACCUGAAGAUGCACACCUAAGAGUCAGCGGUAGGAUCCGAGUUGCAGUUACACAAGUUUUUCGAUCUCCGAAGGGUUUGCUUGUUGACAAGUUCGAUUCGAAGGAGGACCUUAUCAAUGCACUUCAUACUUCGUGUUUCAUUCCAGGAUAUUUGGCACCGAGACCGGUUACAUUAUUUCGAAACACUAUUUGUGUGGACGGAGGGCUGACGCUUUUCAUGCCUCCAACAGCUGCUGAAAAGACGGUUAAAGUUUGUCCUUUCUCAGCAGCUGCUUAUGGGAUUAAAGGUAUCGAAAUAUCUCCGGACUGGAACCCGAAAGAAACAAGAGCUACCAACAGACAGCUGCUGAGUUGGGCACUUGAACCCGCCGACGAUGAUGUAUUGGACCAACUGUACGAAGUUGGAUACGAAGAUGCCUCGGUGUAUGUCAACAGACUGUCUUCCUUGACCAAAUAGGAAGCUUGCGACUUUUCAAUCCUCCCUAUUCUCUGUAAAUAGAAGCUUGUCGACUUUGUCAAGAGACAUGCGUACGGAGAAGUACCAUAGAAGCCUACCAUCAUUAGAUAAUGCUCGUGUAAAACAGCCCCAGCCUAAAUGUACAACACAGUCGAGUAGAAGACGAACAACCAGUACAUGUGGUUUUAUUUCUGACAGCUGCUCAAUCGAAGCAGAUGCUUGUAACAAUUGCAAGGAAAGACAACGGAUAGAUGUAAGUAUUAGAAACAUUCUUCUGGUUGGACGUUCUUUAGAUUUCCUUACGGUGCCAUUGCUACCAAGUUAAGUCCGGAAAGUUCAGAAUUGUAAUGUCAAGAAGAAAGACAGCGCAUUGUUGCGUCUUUGGUUCACCUCUUUUAUGGGUUAGUCAAAAGACACGAAGAGCUUCGUUUGCAGCAGUGGAUCUUCAUUUUAAUGACAGAAAAAUUCGUCCAAACUCCAGAGGGUCACUGUCUAUUCAGAUGUUUUAUGAUAUAUUCAAUUUGCAUGUUCACUACUAACUUCGCAGUCUUCAGCAGUAUGGUGUAUACUUUUUCGAGGAUUGCAUACACCCUGGUGUUUUCAAAAGUGGUUGAGUGCUUGUUUACGCUAUCUCAACCUCGAACUUGUCGCAUGAAGAGUUUUAAUAUCAUCGGCAUGAGAUGGAGCAAGUUUUAUUGUUCGUCGGCACCCCGGGCGAGUGUAGUUUAGUGAAUCGCGUUGCUCAUGCGUUGCUCACGGAUUUCUAAUGUGUCGGAAGUUGGAGAGGAUUUGAAGAGUAACUGCUCUUACCUU
Messenger RNA from Marchantia polymorpha subsp. ruderalis, 2971 nucleotides. NCBI's taxonomy places the organism in Eukaryota, Viridiplantae, Streptophyta, Marchantiopsida, Marchantiales, Marchantiaceae. The record is from the annotation of a GenBank genome assembly.